AUGAAAUUCCGUGGUGAGCACAAGAAAUGGAAAGAUGAACUUGCUUUUUACCGUUCCGAUCCCGGAAAGUCUUCGAACGGAAUUAUCUCGGAAGUGGUCGCACAUCUUCUUAAACCCCCAAAUUCGACUCCUACUAGGUUGAAUCUUGCUAUCGAUACAAUAACAGAACGUGACAAACAGACGCACAAUAUGUCCUCUGCGGGCGAGGAAUGGAUAGCUCUCACACAGGCCACUUCCAUAGUCAGCGAAUGUGAUGUUGAGGCCGUCUUCCACCAACUUUCACCAGUAUCGCCGGAGUCUCUUUUAGGGGAAUGGCGAGGAGCUGAUCUAAACACUGGUCAUCCUGGAGUCGAGAAAAAUAAAGAGCUCAAAUGGGCCGGGAAGUCAUUCGUAUCGAUUGAUGAUGUUAAGCCGAUGAUGGUGUACGGCGAUGAUGGAAUGAGGGUCUGGCUAGAGGCGAUCGGUAGUGCUCGUCUUCGUGAAGUAAAAUAUCACAAUAUAGUCUCCACAGCUAUGAUUUACAACAAUCAGCCCAUUAUCGAUCAUUUUCGAAAAGUAAAUGAUACCAUGGUGGCAGGGGUUAUGGACACUCCUCUAUUCAAGGAUGGUGGGCUUUACUACUUCUAUUUAACUAAAUUACCGCAAGAUAGCUUGCUUUGA
Penicillium arizonense is the source of this 660-nucleotide messenger RNA. Its product is annotated as DUF4334 domain-containing protein. The coding region runs from base 1 to 660 and encodes 219 amino acids. NCBI's taxonomy places the organism in Eukaryota, Fungi, Ascomycota, Eurotiomycetes, Eurotiales, Aspergillaceae. The record is from RefSeq and is a predicted model, not a curated record. The transcript is spliced from 4 exons.